AUGCCUCGUGGACGCGUAAAUAUGCCUCCCUCGCACUACCUGCUUCGCUCCUCCCACCUUCAUCCCAACCACCUUCCCCCCGCCGAUUGUGACCUUGACAUCGACGUGGACAUCGACAUCGACAUUGCCGAGCAACCCCAACAGAAGAAACCAAUGCCCGACAAGUCAACGCCCCGUCGGCCGCAGCCACAACAGUAUCACAGCGACAUGGCCCACGCUAAGCAAAACAACCCAGAGGAUGUCGCAGCCUGGCACGACGUGAUGCUUGAGCGUAUCAAGGAAUAUCCCGACCAAGACGUAAAGCAAUACCUGGCCAGGAUGGUUCCGUCCGAUACACCUAUGCCCGCAUGCCCGCCCACUGGUUCGUUGUUUGACGCGAUCCCAGUCGACGGCCCCGAGAAGGAUAUGUACAACCCUUUGGUGGAUGCGUUGGGUGAGCUAGCCACCUCGUUCCCGCCCAACUCGCGACCGCAGUUUUACAAUUACGGCCACAACAUCAUGCAUUUCCCCUUCGCACCGUACGCCGACGAACAGCAUCCGACCAAGCCGGACGUGGUCGCGUCGUUCCCUGUUGCAAAAAUAGAGGAACCGAUCUCUCGAUGGAAGGAUGUCGCCUUGGUCUUCGAGCUGAAGCCACGAGACAACUAUGACCCGAUGGUCAGAAACACUCCGACGGGAUGGGAUACGCUCAUGCAGCUCGCGAAGAACGCACGCAACAUGAUGCUUUCGCAGGGCCGCUUGUACGCUUUCGUCGUCGGUAUCUACGGAACUUUAGCUCGGAUCUUCCGGUUUGACCGCGCGGGCGGGAUAUGCUCCCCCAAGUUCGAGUACAAAUGCCAGCCGGAGAUCCUUCACGAAUUCUUGUGGCGACUGUUCCACCCCAGGCCGCCUCAGUGUGGAAUCGCCGGGGCAGACCCGACGGCGAAGCUGGGAACGGGGGCUGACAAGAUGCUGGUGCGCGCUCUCGCGAGAGAUCAUGAUCCCCGAUGGGCGGGUAUGUCAGGCACGAGGAAAGUCGUGCGGCGGAUCGUCAUGACGGACAGGGGACGGGAUACCACGUAUCUCACAUAUAAGCUGGUGUUCGUGAACCCGGGGCUAUUCUCGCGGGCGACGCUCGUAUGGCAGGCAUUCAAGCUCAACGAGGAGGAUCAGCAUAAGGGGAAGACAUACAUCGUGAAGGAGACCUGGCGACAAAUGGGACGUGUAUGCGAACUCGAGUUCUACGAGGCACUGCGGCAGGCGACGGGGGGUGAGCCCCUCUUCGGCGUAGCGACCUACAUUCACGGCGAAGACCUUGGCGAGCGCGAUGAGGAAGAGCGCAAUCGAGAGGCGGGGGCGAAACAGCGGUCCAGAAGUCGUGUGCCCCGCGAUAUGAAGAUGGGUCAUCGGACCAUUGCCGGCGUGCAUAGCGCGCCCAAGAAAGCGCGACUGAACGAACGGAGUCAUACGCGGAUUGUAUUGGAGACGGUCGGCACACCACUUGCGGAGUUUGAGUCUACCAGGGAGCUCGUCUUGGCUCUGCGAGACGCUGUGGAAGGCCAUCGGCAGGCGUAUGAAGCUGGUCUUGUGCAUCGCGAUAUCAGCGAAGGCAACGUCAUGAUCGCUCCCAAGGGUGCUCGCUUCAGAGGCUACAUCCAGGACUUCGAUUUCAGCUUCUGCUGGAAGUGGUUUCUCCAGAAGCGCAAAGAGAAGGUCGACUUGGCUACAUGGGAGGAGUACUGUGUUCAACAUGGCCACGAGCCGCGGAGCAAGAAGGAUCCCGUGAACGAGUCUAAGGAACGCACGGGCACGAUCUUCUUCAUGGCAAUCGAGAUUUUGUCUACAGAGAUCACCCAUGAGGCUCGGCAUGACCUCGAGUCGUUCUAUUGGCUUCUGAUCUUCAUUGUUCUCCGACACACGAAUCAUGGACAUCAUGAGAAGGACGGGGCAUUUGGCAGCUUGUUCUGCGUCAAGUAUCCGAACCAAGCUAUCCGCGAAAAGACCGGUUGGAUGCUGAGCCCGAAGCCUCCCUUAACGGUUCCUGGCAACGAACCGCUGACCAGACUGUUGGAGAAGUUUCGUCUGGCGUGCACGCACAACUUCCCUCGACUCGAUGUCGGCGUCAGGCGCAUGACCCAUGGCGAUAUCCUCGCCAUCUUCGACGAUGUGCUAGCCCCAGGCAACGUUUGGCCCGAGGAUGAUGCCGCCCUCGAAUGGAAGCUUCCGGAGAACGCUGCGUAUACGACAGAGGUCAAAGAAUCUCGUAACAAACCGGUGACGAAGGGCUCGUUCGACCCUACAACGGGAUCGAAGAGUUGGUUCCCAGGUGCCCCCAAUUCCGAAGAGAAUGAAGCGUCCGACCAUGUCCAGUCGGGUGCCGGUUACGCAGGCGCGGAUGCGAGAAACUUGCCCAUAGCCGGCCCUAGUCGACCGACUCGGGAGGUAGAAGUCCGCAAUCGCUCGGCAGCGGUCGACGCAGAAGUUGAUGAGCCAGAGAACCAAGAAGCAGCAUUCUGGGAAGGUCGACGUCCUUCUCCCCCUCCACCGAUGUCGCAACCGGAGGCCGGUCCCUCUGAACCUCCCGCACGUAAGGCGACCCGGAAACAGAGUCGCAAAGCAGGCAAGAGCGCUGCUCGUCGUGCGGAGGCACCUCCAGAAACGAAGCGUCCAGCGACCAGGAGGGCAGCUCCCAGCCGCCCCGUAGCCGAAACAUGGCCAGCCAGCGUUGUCGAGCCCGACAACGCAAGACCGGGCCGCCGCUACAACCUUCGUUCGUCAGGCAGUCGUAACAUGGCUGGGCCCAGUACAUCCGAUGGGGCCCAGUCUGUUCCAGUUGCCGAGGGUAGGAUGACGCGGUCUCGCACGCAGCUGUCGCUUCAGCAAGACGCUGGUACGAGGGACAGUAGCGUGGGCAAGCGCGGUCGUGCUCAAGAAGACCUAGACGGCGGCGUCGAGGAAAGCCUGGAGUCCCAGUCAUCCAAGCGUCAGAGAACGUUGAGCCAACCUCGAGGCAGGAAGACAACGAGGAAGUCAGCAAAGAAGCCUUAG
Rhodofomes roseus is the source of this 3027-nucleotide messenger RNA. RefSeq lists its product as uncharacterized. Bases 1 to 3027 code for a protein of 1008 amino acids. The transcript is spliced from 4 exons. Gene Ontology annotation, biological process: protein phosphorylation. Lineage: Eukaryota; Fungi; Basidiomycota; Agaricomycetes; Polyporales; Fomitopsidaceae. The record is from RefSeq and is a predicted model, not a curated record. Gene Ontology annotation, molecular function: ATP binding; protein kinase activity.